Molecule: messenger RNA, 3522 nt
Organism: Paramormyrops kingsleyae
Lineage: Eukaryota; Metazoa; Chordata; Actinopteri; Osteoglossiformes; Mormyridae
Gene: trak2
Product: trafficking protein, kinesin binding 2
Biological process (GO): anterograde axonal transport of mitochondrion; neurogenesis; vesicle transport along microtubule
Cellular component (GO): dendrite; cytoplasmic vesicle; mitochondrion
Molecular function (GO): GABA receptor binding; myosin binding
Source: RefSeq, a predicted model, not a curated record
GGUGCCGCCUUAUUCCAGUGGCCACUUUUUAUCCAAAGAACGUAAUACCGUGAACACAUAUGACAGUGUUUAUCGAGUCAUUCACAAACUCAGUUUAAUAAGUUGCAACUUGAAGCUGCCCUGCUUUACGUCCAAGCGAUUCCAAAUGGAGUCCGCCGUUGAUGACGAGAUGAGGCCCUAAUCUUCCCAAAGUGUGCCCUAAACUUCCCUCCCUGAAAUCCGAGCUGUCUUUUGUCUCUGACUCCGAAGAGAGAGAAUCACGUGUACUUUUGGGUCUGGACCGAAUAUAAAAUUGUUUCUGAGAGGGCAGCUUCUCCUGGCAGAGCAGGAUGUGAUGUGGCAGCCCACCCUCAGCCAGAGCCCCGGCUGCACAGCAGGGCCAGGAGAUGUUUGAAGUUAAACCCAAGAGUGGGGAGAAGGUGGACCCCUCCAGCGACUCAGGUGAUGGCGCCGAAGCCCCAGAGCCCGAGCCCGCUUGGUUUGGGUCCGAAUGUGAGUCCCUGUACCCGCUUGAAAGCCGAGACAUGGUGGCGCCCCCCUGUGGCGCCGAAGAGGAGGAUGCCGCCAUCUGCCCAGUCCUGGCAGAGCAGACGCUGCCCUACAUGGUCCUCACCACUGACGGGGUGGACCAGAUGGCCAGAACCCAUAAUGACGUAGCCAUGGUGACACACCUGCUGGCUGAGAGGGACCGCGACCUGGAGCUGGCCGCACGGAUUGGCCAGUCCCUCCUGCAGAGGAACCACCUGCUUCAGGAGAGGAACGAGGCCAUGGACGAGCAGCUGGCCAAGACAUCGGAGCAGGUGCGGCAGCUGCAGCACGAGCUGGUGAAGAAAGACCAACUCCUGCGUAUGGUGGCCAACGCCUCGGAAGAGGCUGAGGCUGAGCCCCGCCGCUCACCGCCACCCUCGUACCGUCGUCCUUUGACCGCCAGUCUCACCGCCAACCAGCUGGAGGUGCUGCAGAGCAAGCUGCAGGAGCUGGAGGAGGAGAACGUGGCACUGCGGUCUAAGGCACGCCGUCUGAAGACAGAGACCCUCACAUACGAAGAGAAGGAGCAGGAACUGGUGCGGGACUGCGUGCAGGAGCUCCGUAACUGCAACAGCCAGAUGGUGGCGCUGACAGACGAGCUGUUCCAGAGGAACGAGGAGCUCCUGCGUCACCAGGAGGAGAUCGCCCAGCUUCUGUCUCAGAUCGUGGAACUGCAGCACCGCGUGAAGGAGCUGGCCCUGGAAAAGGAGGAGCUGAGGGCCCACUUACGGGCUUCCAGGGAUGCCCAGAGACAGCUCACUGCAGAGCUCAACGAGCUGCAGGAGGAGAACAGCGAGUGUACUGCCAUGCUGCAGGAGUCGCAUGAGGAAAUCAAGGAGCUGCGCGGCCGGAGCCUGCCGUCUGCGGCCCUGCAUACACACCUGCCCUACGGGCUUCUCCCCCAGGACUCUCUGGCAGCAGAAAUUGAAGGCUCCAUGCUGAGGGAUCGGAGUGAAGAGGAGGGAGCUUACCAGGAGCAGAGGGUCUCCCAGAGACGUGUGUUCCAGGCGGUGCGCUCCAUGAACAAGUCCGUUCACCAGGCCGCCAUCCCGGGGUCAUCCCGCGGCGGCGUGGUGAUGACGGCACAGCCCUUCCUAUCCACACAGGUAGAUGGCGCCGACGAGUCUGGCCACAGCGCCAGGAAUCAGGCCCAGCUGGGGCAGCCGGACUCCCCCGGAGGAGGGGACCUCCUUGCUGCUUUGCGCCGCCUCUCGCUGCGGAGGCAGAACCACGCCUGUGAGCUGCGUUUCUUCCAGGCCCAGCGGGAGGGGAGGCUGCAGGAGCAGCUGGGGAAGGAGGCAGAGGUGGGCGGCUGCACUUCCCCAGGUGGCAGCUCCGUCUCCUUCAGCUUCUCUGACCUGUCUGCCAGUGGCUACAAGACCUUCCUCCCUGAAAAGCUGCAGAUUGUUAAGCCGAUGGAGGGCUCGCUGACUCUGCACCACUGGCAGCAGUUGGCCCAGCCGCACCUGGCCAGCAUCCUGGACCCGCCCCCUGGCGUCGUUACCAAGGGCUUCCGGCCCCUACCGCAGGACACCGUGUACCGCCUCACAGACCCGGAGGAGGACGAGGAGGAGGAGCGGCUUGCAGACGGAGCCCCGGGGACACGGCGGCAGGCGGGUGUGGGGAGCAAGUGGGAGGAAGAGGACAAUGAGGAGGAAGAGGGGGGCAUUGUGUUUAUGGUGCCGUGCACAUCCACCCCUGAAGAAAAGAUGGAGGGCAGGAGAUUAAAUCCCCCGCUCCCAUCCCCUCCUGCCUCUGUGGCCCAAUCCGCCCACCAGCAGGGGGCUCAGCUUUCCAGUUCAUAUUCUGUCGUGUCAGGUGAGCCUCCAGCAAGCACUGCUUUGUACCGGAACAGGUGUGUUGAGGUAUGUUCAGGGGCACCGCCGUGCAGCAGUGCUCUGUCUGCAUCUGCAGAUCGAAACCCCGGGAAGUGCCUGAGCUCCACUUUCUCCACCUACACCUUCACCACCUGCAGAAUUCUGCACCCCAGUGAUGUCACCCAGGUCACACCCAGCUCUCUCUGCCGCCCCCUGGUGGCAGUGACCAGCAACAUACCCAGCUCUAUGCGCACGGGCCCCAGCACACCUGUAACUCCCUGUCGGCUCAGCCUAGAGGAAUCGCUGCCCCCGAUGGCACCAUGUGGGCUGGCCAGGAUCCUGCUGGAGAAGGGUAUCUCCGCCCAGUGCCGGCCAGCUCCUGUCACACCUCCCUGCUUGCUGCAGCAUGCGGACCCCCCCUCGCUGGGCCCGUUCGAGCCGGCUGCCUCCUCCGACAGCUUCCUGGCCUCCCGGCCCGCUGAGCUCUUCCUCCAGGACGUGUACGGGCUGAGGUUGGGCCGACCGCAGGCCGAUCCGCCCCCCCUGGGAUUAGCCGAGCGGCUCCAGCGGCUCGGAUUCACUAAGAAGCUGCAGGUGGGGUCGCCGAGGGCCCCGGAGUCUGCCCUGCCCUGUGUGGCGGCCGGCUGCAGCCUCCUGGAGAGGCUGCGUCGGAACCAGAGCCUUCCCACGGUCGUGGGGGGCUGGAGCCUGCCCCUGAGCGGCCCUUUGCCGCAGCUCACACCCCCACCGCACAUGAGCCUUGCUCCCACAGAACCAAACACUGUCCUUACCUCUCUGUCCCACAAACAGGCCACACACGGCAGCAUCAGGCUUGACAUUGGAGAGGGUCCAUCUACUGACAGAUAAUCAUCCUCAGCUCCACCUCUGUAAACUAGCACACGUUCCAUAGAGGAGGGAGCCAAUGUGAACUUGUUAAUCUCACGGCCACUGAGUUCCUCCCCUGAAAGGUGUGGAUCCUGAAUUAUCCCAGUGAAAUACAGGGACGUAAAAAUGGCAACUCUGUAAUAAUAAUGCCGGUAUUAAGCAAAAAGAUAAUAAUGCGAAUAUUCAUAACAACUAUAAUAAAACCCAAAACAGACUGAUUCAGGUAUUAAAAGGAGCAGCAUCCUUUACUGUUACUUGAGUUUUAGCUGUAAUAUUGUAUUUCUCUGCAGUU